ACUUGCAACUUGCGAAUCACAAGCACAACAACAUAAGUUAUAAAAUAAAAGUAACUUGUUAUGAUUAUAAAAAAUAUGAAAACUGGAAUUUUGAUAUCGUUUGAUUAAGUGUCUGUUUAUUACUUUACGGCAAAAACCAAAAUGCUUCGAGUCGUUCUAUUCCUUUUAUUUUGCUUUUAUACUGGGAUUUGUGGUUCUGAUGAUGCCAAGGGAGAUAAAGUUGUGACCGUGGAUUGUUCUACAUUACGUUUGGGUCAAUACAUAUGCCCUGACCCUAGUGUGGAUCAAAUAGACACCGAGACACAACAGUAUAAAGGUUGCACUAAGGGUAAAACUGUUCCUUCUGAGGGCGAAGCUGAUGUGCAAUGUAUAGCAGCUGAUGGAAUUAUAUGCACUGAAACCAACAACUCUACAUUUACUAGAAAAAUGCCCUGCAAAUGGACGAAUGGCUACUCUUUAGAAAUAGCUCUACUAUUGUCAGUCUUCUUAGGGAUGUUUGGCUUAGAUAGAUUCUACUUAGGCUAUCCUGGUAUUGGUUUAGCCAAACUGUGUACACUUGGAUUCAUGUUUUUGGGUCAGCUAUUGGAUAUCAUUUUGAUUGCAGCACAGGUUGUAGGUCCAUCAGAUGGCUCCGCAUUUGUCAUACCAUACUAUGGAGCCGGGGUUACUGUUGUCAGAAGUGAUAAUGAAACAUACCUUCUGCCACAAGCUGAUUGGCACAAUAUCACCUGACAGUGGGGUUUUAUCACCUUCGAAGAAGAUGAUGAUUAUGAAUGGACAUAGUGUCUCAGUAACAUGAAAAAUAUUUUCUCAUACAGCUGUUUUAUAUUUUUGAGAUGUAUAAUAUAG
This is a messenger RNA of Papilio machaon (common yellow swallowtail), 849 nucleotides long. It is a transcript of the gene bisc, whose product is annotated as TM2 domain-containing protein CG10795. The record is from RefSeq and is a predicted model, not a curated record. Lineage: Eukaryota; Metazoa; Arthropoda; Insecta; Lepidoptera; Papilionidae. The coding region runs from base 142 to 732 and encodes 196 amino acids. The transcript is spliced from 4 exons.